UUAAGCCUUUUUGUUACAUAAAUAUUCUCUAUUCUUUCUAUUAUUGUUCUUCUUUUUCAAAGUUACAAAUUAAACCAAUAUAUAUAAUUUGUACCAAACCAAAAUAUGACUUCUCAAAUUUGUGAAAAUUUGGCUUAUGAUAUGGAAAUCAAGGGUGAUCUUCUCAUUUCAUUAAUGGAAGAGUUACCAUGUGAAGAAAAUGAUGAUGAAAGGUUAGAUAGUUUGAUAAGAUCUUUUGAGGCUGAAAUAAGUGAAAAAAACAAGAUGGAUGGUCAUGAUGAUUCAACAUGCAUAGGAUCACAAUUGAAGAAUCAUUUUGAAGAAUGUUAUAAUGAAUCAUGGAACAUAGGACAAGUGGACGAGGAGGGACAUGACUUUGGGGUUGAAUGGGUUGAUAUGGAUUUGAUGUCAUCCUUUCAAUUUGAGGGGGGUAAUUGGGAGGAUAUUGAGUCUUUUGGAGAUGAGAAGGAUGUGAUGGUUGAUCAUGUAAUGGUUUGUGAUGAAGGAUUUGAUUUGGAAGAACAUGGUUAUAAUUCCUUUUGGCAAGAUAAUUAUGAGAUGGGUUUGGUGCAUUAAUUUGCUACUUAUGUAUAGACUAUAGUGAUGUUGUAGUUAACUCUUUUUUUUUUUUUUUGCUAUGUCUAAUUGGGAUGUGAUUAUAUAUAUGCAAAAAGAGUUAAUGAAUUUGGGUUAAAAAAAAUAUUUGUAUUCCUAUUAU
Molecule: messenger RNA, 718 nt
Organism: Trifolium pratense (red clover)
Lineage: Eukaryota; Viridiplantae; Streptophyta; Magnoliopsida; Fabales; Fabaceae
Exons: 1
Coding region: 106-576 (156 amino acids)
Source: RefSeq, a predicted model, not a curated record